Molecule: messenger RNA, 1528 nt
Organism: Desarmillaria tabescens
Lineage: Eukaryota; Fungi; Basidiomycota; Agaricomycetes; Agaricales; Physalacriaceae
Exons: 3
Coding region: 12-1388 (458 amino acids)
Molecular function (GO): iron ion binding; oxidoreductase activity, acting on paired donors, with incorporation or reduction of molecular oxygen; L-ascorbic acid binding
Source: RefSeq, a predicted model, not a curated record
CAACUGUGACCAUGACUGAAAAACCAGAACAUCCCGCCAUUGAGGCAGUGAAAAACGCCCUAAAAGAAAGAACCUUCAGUCAAGGACAAGUCCGAGUGUCUUCUAAUGAACUGUUGCUGUUUUAUUCCAAACGACAGGAAGAAAAGGCAGGAGCAGCGCACUUUCUGAAUCUUGGUGAUGCUUCCGAGGCAUCGCUUCGCGACCUCUGCGAUGCUUGUGAUGCCGCGGGAUUCGGCUUGGGUACCCAAAAUACGUUCGACGAAACGUAUCGCAAGUCCAAAAAGCUCGACACUACCCAAUUUUCUAGUAAUUUCGACCUUCGGGCUACGAAUAUCCUCGACCAGGUGCAGGCUGACCUAGUUGAAGGCCAAGACGAAAUUCAAAAGGUCUUACGCUCCGAGUUGUACAAGUUGAAUGUUUAUGGAAAAGGAGACUUUUUCAAGGCCCACAAGGAUACUCCUCGUGCUGAAAAUAUGAUGGGGUCUCUUGUCAUUGUAUUCCCCACUCCCCACGAAGGAGGGUCGCUCGUCCUUCGCCAAGAUGGCCAGGAAUGGGUGUUCAGCGCAGAGCGGAUGCUUGCUGAAAGUACUCCUGAGACACCCGUUAUCUCCUACAUUGCAUUCUAUAGCGAUGUCGAGCAUGAAGUUCUCCCACUCACAUCGGGCGUCCGAGUGACUUUGACUUAUAAUCUCUACCUCGAGGACAAACUUCCGGCUCCUGAAAGCUUACUCUCGAUUACCGAAAAUCCUGUCACUGACCAUGUCAAAGACGCCCUUCAAAAUCUUCUGGCAGCUUCGGAUUUCCUUCCCGAAGGAGGCAUGUUAGGAUUUGGUCUCCGUCAUCAGUAUCCUUUCGCCACGUCGACAAGCUCCAAAGGGAAUGUCGAUGAAAUUUAUGGAAACCCCAACCUUGAUCAUCCGAGGAAUUGGGGUUCUCGUGACUCUCAAAAGAGGGCGAAAGAGCAGCUCAGUCAGAUAGUCGAUUUCCUGAAAGGUAGUGACGCCAGCAUUUUUCGUGCUUGCCAAGGCCUGUCCUUGGAACCUACUCCGCACAUCAUCUACCGUCCUCGAGGCUAUGGCGCCGUGUACAUGUUGGAUCAUGUCAUUCAAAAUUUGGACGCACAAGGGGAAUUGGAGCUCGAUUACCUUGAUACAGAGUUGCAGAGGCUCGGCACAUUGAUAUCGACCACUGAGCGUUGGGCCAGGCCACCGCGCACUCAUGAGGGGAGCGAGGCACUGCCUGAGAUCGUUUGGGUCACCCCACUUACGACGUUUAACCGUAUGGAUUCAAAUUAUAUUCGGUAUGGGAACGAGGCUUCUAUGGGCUACCUAUACGGCGAUAUUUGCCUCAUCGUCAAAGUCGGAAAACCCGGAAACCGAGCGACUUGAUGCCUUCGAACAUUGGAGAGUCCCCACAACGUUGUUGUUUACUUAGUUACAUCGUAAUUUUGCCCUUUUACUUCAAGUUCCCACAUUCCCAAAAUAUUUCAGGGUUGGCUGGACGAAUUUAUCCUUUUACUCGUUUUUAC